Messenger RNA from Notechis scutatus (mainland tiger snake), 2081 nucleotides. RefSeq names its product GON7 subunit of KEOPS complex (gene GON7). The record is from RefSeq and is a predicted model, not a curated record. Gene Ontology annotation, cellular component: EKC/KEOPS complex. NCBI's taxonomy places the organism in Eukaryota, Metazoa, Chordata, Lepidosauria, Squamata, Elapidae.
GGGUGGCGCAUGCGCGUUAAAUUAGGGGAGGAGAACUUGGAGGAGCCCCUCGUUUCGUCAGAGGCGGAUACGCUAAAACUGAUUGGCUCCUCGUUGGCGCCGGGAACCGAGCGAUGGAAUUGCAGGCCGAGUUGACCGGCCGCGAUGGCCUGAAACGAGCGUGGCGUGUUCAGUGUGAGCCUCCGGGAGAACUGCGGGGCCUGUUGGCGGGUUUGUCUCGGCUGCGGGAGGAAGUCGCCGCUCGGCUUGACCCUCUGGUGCAACGGGAGAGCGUCGCUGCCUCCGGAGACCGAGAUGAGCGUGGAGAUGAUGAAGAAGAUGGAGAUGAAGAAGAGGAAGAAGAAGGAAAGCAUAUCAACACCAAAGCAUAUUCAAAUGAACCACCAUUAAAACGGACAAAAUCACACUCCUGAUAGAAACUAUAAUUUUUUUAAAAAAAAAUUAAAGUUCCUGUACUAUGAAAAUUUAUCUUUUAAAAAAUUGAAGGCUUGGAUAUUUAAAAUACUCAAGUUUUGUAUCUGUAAUUUGAAAUUAUUCAACAAGAUUGUAUGUGUGAGGAAAAAAGCAAAGUUGAAAGUACCCUUUCUGCUUGGGAAAGGCAACAAUGAAAACGCUUGACUGGAGCAACUACUCCUAGGCAGAAAUACCCUCCUCAACUCCCAACAAGUCUAGGCUCAGCUAAUUCCCCCCCUCCAAGAGUUUUACAGCCCAGCCGCUACCAGAAAACCUCAGGGGGGAGCACUUAGUUGCUCUUCAAUCUGCCAAGAAAGAGAAAAACUGACCAGCACAUUGUCCACAGGCAUCCACAUCUUAAAAUCAGAGCUGGCCAACCCUAGCUAUUUGAUGGGCAUUAUGUCUACAGCUGGCAAGUUUAGCCAUUUUUUUUUUCAAGGUCUUUAGACAGCCAGGUGAGCAUACUUCACUCCACCAUGCUUUCAAGUUAGAAAGGGGAAAGUCAAAUUAGAAGGUGUGGGUGAGCAGAAGUGGAAGAAAGGGCAAGCAGAGGAAGAGGUUAAGCAUACUGAGACUGCCAAGACUGUUAUAGCCCUUCAAGAUACUAAUAUUUCCUUAUAAGAUUAUAGUAGCAGAAUCUUAAAAGUCUGAAUGUACUUCCCCCGAUCUCCCUUUAUCUUCAUGAGAACUAGAGGGGUGGUGGUGGUUCUGAGAUGCUUACUCAGUUUACCUUCUGGCCUUAGAUUUCUUUUUUUUACUCUUGCCUUGUUUUUUUGUUCAUACCUGGAGGUGUUUUCCUUUUGUCUACUGUUGUAUUUUUCUUUUAUAUUUUCUUUGUAACCUCUCAAAAUUGGGAGUCGGGCACACGUAUUUUUGUAGUAGUAGUUUUGAGUAGUAUAAAUGUAUGUUAUUUGCAAGGAUUAAAAACCGGGAAUGUGGAACUUUCUGUUCUGAAAUUUCUAUUUAUCCACGUGAUCAGAAAUGGAAUUUGUAGUUAGAUAUUAUCUGAACCACUGUUCCCCCCAUUUCUGCACCCAAUUAACCUUCCCAACAGCAUCUCUAUGAGCUUACAAGUUCUCAGAAAUAAUCAAUAUUCAGAAUAUUGCUGCUGAUACCUGUAGGCUGGGUUUACAGAAUUUGGUUCUAGUUAUUUUGUAUACAAUGCAUUUCACUGUCUUUUCAAUGAUUCAGAUAGUUAGAGAAUGGAAUAUUAAACAUCAGCUUGUUUUUCAAACAUGAGCAGCAGUUAUUACAUUUUAAAGAAAUUUUGCAGAAAUUUAUGAACAAGUAAAAGGAUAAUUUUCUUUUAAGCCUAUCAUGUGCAAAAGGAAUCCCAUUUUAUUUAGUGCAACAUCAUCAAAGGAGAAAGGACAAUGUCUCAAAUGCCACUUUUAUAAUAAUUCCAAAAUUUACACAUAAACACAGGUAAAUUCAAUUUUCAGCAAUUCGCUUAUAGGAAACUUGAAGUUUUGAAGUAUGCACAGUGAAUUAGAGUUUCAAAUAUAUAUUUAUUCUAAAAUCUUCAGAUGGAGUGUAGAAACUGCUUUGUAAGGCCAAUAUGAAGAAUGUUACCCCCUGUUCUCAAAGAACUUUUCAUCAAAUAGAAUACCCCCAUAGUUAAAAAUCAU